This is a messenger RNA of Labrus bergylta (ballan wrasse), 1370 nucleotides long. NCBI's taxonomy places the organism in Eukaryota, Metazoa, Chordata, Actinopteri, Labriformes, Labridae. The record is from RefSeq and is a predicted model, not a curated record.
CACAAACGUUUAUGUUAUAUUUUUCUUUCAUUUGUCAAAUGAUUGUUCUCUUUCAGGAUUAAUCCAGCCUUCUCAUUUCAGCAUGGAUCACCAGAGGUCCAACGACCCCCCUCGUCCGACUCAGCCCUCUAUGUCUGUGUCUGAGACUCAGCCCGGUGGUGAACGAGAGAGUGUGUACUCGGACGCAAACCCCAGACCCCAGAUUGAGCAUCCUUCUCUUCCUGAUCAGACGGAAUAUUACGCCAUGAAUCAUAGCCCUCGAGGACAGUGUGUGGUCAUCAACAACAAGAGUUUCUUAAAGGGUCUGAGAACAAGAGGAGGGUCUGAUAAGGAUGAAGAGGCUCUGUGUCAAGUGUUCUCCCAGCUCGGCUUUACCAUGGUGGUUCAUCGCGACCUGACUGCAGACGCCAUGCAGCGUGAAGUGACAAAGCUGAGCAAGAGGAGCUUUUUAGAGGAAGAUGCCUUGGUGAUUUGCGUGCUUUCUCACGGAGAAAAGGGCAGUGUGUACGGGUCUGAUGAGAAGGAGGUGUACAUCAGAGAUCUGACUUUGCCCUUCACGAGCGAGAAGGCUCCCACCUUAGCAGGGAAGCCCAAACUGUUUUUCAUCCAGGCGUGCCAGGGAAAGGGCUACCAGGGAGGAGCCGUGCCGUUACCCCGGCCGAGACACGAGGACGGAGACAGACAGAGCCAUCUGGAGGAAGAUGCUGGUCCUGUGCUUGAAGAGACAGUGCCCUCGGAUGCCGACUUCCUUCUGGGCAUGGCCACCGUGCAGGACUACAAGUCGUUUAGACACGUUUCCUUUGGAUCCGUCUACAUCCAGGAGCUUUGCAGGCAGCUUCAUAAAUCAGCAGAGAGCUCGCAGAUGGAUAAUAUUCUCUCUGUGCUGACACGUGUGAACAGGGAGGUCAGCAAAGGAGUUUAUUUAAACCACAAACAAAUGCAGCCCAAGUACACCCUCACCAAGCAGCUCGUCCUCAAAUACGUUUGACGUGCCACUGUGACCAAGUGCAACGCUACUUAGGUGGCACAUUGAGGAUUCACAAACCAGAAUUGUUUUCUGUGUGUAUGAGUAUGUGUGUUUAAUGUCUCUCUGCAGCCCCUUUCACACAUGAACUCCUGACGUUUUCUAGAUCAUUUCAGGACAUCUAAGUCCUGGAUGUUGCUAACACACUAACACAGCAGUUUGAUAUUACAAUAGAAUCACAAAUUAACUUUUAUCUGCAGAUAACAAGAAAAAUAAGUCGUGAUGUCAAGAAAACAACCAGCAAUUACACAUAUUCCAUCACAGUAAAUAAAAUGUGUGGAUGCAUGUUUGCUCAGGGCUUCAGUAUUUAACCUCCUUGACAUUUGCACGAGUGAUGUGCAUGUGU